Messenger RNA from Mustela erminea (ermine), 2442 nucleotides. RefSeq names its product solute carrier family 44 member 4 (gene SLC44A4). The transcript is spliced from 21 exons. The record is from RefSeq and is a predicted model, not a curated record. Gene Ontology annotation, cellular component: plasma membrane. The coding region runs from base 58 to 2190 and encodes 710 amino acids. NCBI's taxonomy places the organism in Eukaryota, Metazoa, Chordata, Mammalia, Carnivora, Mustelidae. Gene Ontology annotation, biological process: choline transport; thiamine pyrophosphate transmembrane transport. Gene Ontology annotation, molecular function: thiamine pyrophosphate transmembrane transporter activity.
CGGGAGGCAGGUGAGUCGCUAGGUCUCCCUGGCUCCAAUCACUCUGGAGACUGAACCAUGGGGGGAAAACAGGACGGGGAUGAGGCCUGUGGAAAACCAGCCAAAUAUGACCCCUCCUUUCGAGGUCCCAUCAAGAACAGGAGCUGCACAGACAUCAUCUGCUGUAUCCUCUUCCUUGCCUUCAUUCUGGGUUACAUCGUGGUGGGGAUCGUGGCUUGGGUGUACGGAGACCCCCGGCAAGUCCUCUACCCCAGGAACUCUACCGGGGCCUACUGCGGGGUAGGGGCUAACAAAGAUAAACCGUAUCUUCUCUACUUCAACAUCUUCAGCUGCAUUCUGCCCACCAACAUCAUCACGGUCGCUGAGAACGGCCUGCAGUGUCCCACAUCCCAGGUGUGUGUGUCCUCCUGCCCCGAGGUCACAUGGACGGUGGAAAUCAGCCAGUUCUCACAGAAUGUUGGGGAGGUCUUCUACACAGCAAACAGGAACUUCUGUCUGCCAGGGGUGCCUUGGGAUAUGCCAGUGAUCCAAAGCCUGCAGCAGGAGCUCUGCCCCAGUUUCCUCCUCCCUUCCGCUCCAGCUCUGGGGCGUUGUCUUCCACUGUUGAACAGUACUCUACCUGAACUCCCAGGGAUCUCCAGCAACACCUCCAUCUCCCAGGGGAUCAGCAGCGGUGUACUUGACAGCCUCAAUGCCCGUGACAUCACUGUGAAGAUCUUCGAAGACGUUGCCCAGUCCUGGUAUUGGAUUCUUGUCGCCCUAGCUGUGGCUCUGGUCCUAAGCCUGCUGUUCAUCCUGCUUCUGCGCCUGGUGGCCGGGCCCCUGGUGCUGGUGCUGAUCCUCGGGAUGCUGGGCGUGCUGGCCUACGGCAUCUACCACUGCUGGGAGGAGUACCGUGUGCUGCGGGACAAGGGUGCCUCCAUCACCCAGCUGGGCGUCACCACCAACCUCAGUGCCUACCGCAACGUUCAAGAGACCUGGCUGGCGGCCGUGAUCGUCCUGGCUGUGCUUGAAGGCACCCUGCUGCUGCUGCUGAUCUUCCUGAGGCAGCGGAUUCGCAUCGCCAUCGCCCUCCUGAAGGAGGCCAGCAAGGCUGUGGGGCAGAUGAUGUCUACCCUGUUCUACCCUCUGGUCACCUUUGUCCUCCUGCUCAUCUGCAUUGUCUACUGGGCCAUGACUGCCCUGUACCUGGCCACAUCGGGGCAACCCCAAUAUGUCCUCUGGGCACCCAAUGCCAGCUUGCCCGGCUGUGAGAAAGUGCAGAUGAAUACAUCAUGCAACCCCAUGUCCCAGCCCAUGAACUCCUCGUGCCCGGGGCUGAGGUGCGUCUUCCAGAGCUACUCGUCCACCGGCCUGGUUCAGCGUUCUCUCUUCAACUUGCAAAUCUACGGGAUCCUGGGGCUAUUCUGGACCCUCAACUGGGUGCUGGCCCUGGGCCAGUGUGUCCUGGCUGGCGCCUUUGCCUCCUUCUACUGGGCCUUCCAAAAGCCCCAGGACAUCCCCACCUUUCCCCUGAGCUCUGCCUUCAUCCGCACACUCCGGUACCACACUGGGUCGCUGGCCUUCGGAGCCCUCAUCCUGAGCCUUGUGCAGAUAGCCCGAGUCAUUCUGGAGUACAUUGACAACAAACUGAGAGGAGCACAGAACCCCGUGGCCCGCUGCAUCAUGUGUUGCUUUAAGUGCUGCCUCUGGUGUCUGGAGAAGUUUAUCAAGUUCCUAAACCGCAACGCCUACAUCAUGAUCGCCAUCUAUGGGAAGAAUUUCUGUGUCUCCGCCAAAAAUGCCUUCAUGCUGCUCAUGCGGAACAUUGUCAGGGUGGUCAUUCUGGAUAAAGUCACAGACUUGCUGCUGCUCUUUGGGAAGCUGCUGGUGGUUGGGGGUGUCGGGGUCCUGUCCUUCUUUUUCUUCACCGGUCGCAUCCGGGGCCUGGGUAGAGACUUUGAGAACCCCUCCCUCAACUAUUACUGGCUGCCCAUCAUGAUCUCCAUCCUGGGGGCCUAUGUCAUUGCCAGUGGCUUCUUCAGCGUUUUUGGCAUGUGUGUGGACACGCUCUUCCUCUGUUUCUUGGAAGACCUGGAGAGGAACGACGGCUCCCCGGACCGGCCCUACUACAUGCCCACAUCCCUUCUGAAGAUACUAGGCAAGAAGAACGAGGCAUUCCCCGGGGACAAGAAGAAGAAAAAUAAGUGAGAGACGCGGCCCCGAUCAGGGCUGCUCCCCUCCUGUACAGCCUCCCAGCAUCACCCCGCCUUCCAGAUCUUGAUUUUGUAGUUCAAAACAAAUUAUUAAAUGUUGAUGUUUUGUUUUCUCAAGAAGUCCGGGACUUUUAAUUAAUUCCCUCCACGACAACGUGCAGCUUUUUUUCCGCCGCCUGGCUCUUUAAAGUAGACCCCGCCCCUAAACCCGCCCCUGGGGCCAUGGCCAAUCAAAAGAUUCCUGCCG